Etheostoma cragini (Arkansas darter) is the source of this 6638-nucleotide messenger RNA. RefSeq lists its product as uncharacterized. The record is from RefSeq and is a predicted model, not a curated record. Gene Ontology annotation, cellular component: nucleus. The coding region runs from base 175 to 5832 and encodes 1885 amino acids. The transcript is spliced from 5 exons. Gene Ontology annotation, molecular function: RNA polymerase II cis-regulatory region sequence-specific DNA binding; DNA-binding transcription activator activity, RNA polymerase II-specific. Gene Ontology annotation, biological process: regulation of transcription by RNA polymerase II. Lineage: Eukaryota; Metazoa; Chordata; Actinopteri; Perciformes; Percidae.
AAAACGCUAGACGCAGAACGUUAGCUACGUCCUCGAUGUGCGUCACACAAAGCACAGACGGAAAGGAUGCAGCCAUGUUGAGCCAUCUCGUAAUAUCUAGCUUUUAAUAACGCCGUUAAUUCAGUACAAACGUGGACUUAUAUCGACAUCGGACGAACGGUAAACCAUACCAAAAUGUCUGCGGACGAUUUUCAGACGAAGUACUCCUCCGUCAUGGAGGGAAUGCUGAAGGGUGCAAUCGCAGAGACCACGAAACUUUUCGAAACUAUGGUCGACGAACUGAAGGCAGAAUUAUCUCAAAUCAAGAAGGAGAACGAGGAGCUUAAAACAAAAUGCAGCCAAUUCGAGAAUGUGAGAAACCAACUCACUGUUGACACCAGAGAAAGUGAGCCUCCUCCAGGGCCAAGCGACGGCUCAGAGAAACGUGACCGAGCGGUUCAAUGUGACCUGGCUCCUGUCCGCACGGUGCUGGUGGAGCAAUGUCAACCAUUGAGACACUCAUCGUUGCAAAAUCAAGAGCAACAAUGCCGUCAUGAGGAGAUAGAGUACUACAGUUUGCAGGACCAUAACUACGGUGAACCGAAUACUCAAAGGCCCUUUAUACUUCUUAAACAAGAAGUGUGUGUUAAACAAGAGCAAACUUAUGAUGAUUCUCCUGUGCAGUCUCUCCUGGUGCAGGAGAAAGUUGAGCCCCCUGAUAAAGCAGGUUCACCAUGGGCCUCUGCUUGUGGAGAUGAGAAUGAAGGGCCUCACAUUAAGGACGUCUGUUCAAUUGGAGAAAUACCCUUACGUCUAAAAUAUGAAGAGGACCAAAUGGCCCUCGAACUACCCUCUUUGGAAAUGGAUAGCGAAGGAGCCCAGAGCCAACCGCCUGGAUUAGAACAUUCACUAGUAAUCUCACUCGCUGCAAUAAAAGACAAUAUGGAAGAAGAGUCUCAAGGCAGUCAUAAGAUAUCAGAAACACAUGAAGAACCUGUUCCAUUGGAAAAACACCCAUUGGAGGUUGCUCAGCAUCAACUAGAGGUUGAACACCGUGAAAAAGAGCAACAAUCGGUGGUCCCCCAAAUUUGUCAAAGAACAAAAGACAGUACAUCAGUUAAUAAACAGUCUGAUGUUUCUCUGCAACGGUAUGCAGACGUCCAAUCUACAAACAAACGGUGGGCACAACCUACACCACUCCAAAAAGGAGAAGCAUUUGGACAAUUAAAUAGUGGUGUGGCAGUUGGUAAGUCAAGUCAACAGCCUGACUUGCUAGUACGACGAAGAAGAGGGCGGCCACCAAAGAAAGCUGAACGUCUGAAUCAGCCAGUGAAAGAACUUGGUUCUCAACCUGUUUCACUAGAAUCGUCAAGUAGAAGAAGUUAUUUAAGUAGAAGAUGUUCCUCUGCAAAGGAAAAACCAUCAGAAUCUCAGCAGCCCUCCAUGGAAAUCAAAGAACAGGCCGUUCAGGCUCCAUCCACUAAAGUUUCAUCAGUAAAUAAAACACGAAACACUGUUCAGCCCACUGGACGCUGCAGCUCUGUAACUCUUCAGGAUGCAAUGCUAUUAGUUGAAGCCAUGAAUCAGUCAACGGUAGAAAAUACAUUCUCUUCUUCACAAAUAAUGGCAGCCCCACCACAAACCCAGUGUGCCCCCAGAAUUAGUACCUUAAAAACUGUGGAUGAGGUGCCAGCUGAGCCACAGAAACCGCCACUACCUCAUGAAACUCAUAAAGUAGCAGGCAAUCUGCCAAUAACAGAGGUGUCCACAACAACAGUAGAUGAGGUCCUGGCUGAGCCAGAGACACCGCCAUGUCCUGUUGAAACUCAUGAAGCUGCAGGGAAUUUGGCCGUAACAGAGGUUUCCACUAAAACGCAAUCGACAAUAAAGAAACUUGGUGUUGCUACUGCAGAUGCUACUCUAACCAAUAAAGCUCAGGCCCACAUCAAGGCUGUCAUACUAAACCAAAAGCAUAUGGUCACGUCAUCCAAUACUACUAAAUCUUCAAUGCCCUCACCAACUGCUGCUGUUCAUACAUGCACGCAGUUACAUCAGCAGCACCCUCCCCAUCCUCUGAUAACAUCGCUAGCAGCCAGCAAACCGGGUAAGGCAGUUCCUCGUAAAAUAACUCCCAAGCCAAAAUCAGUAUCCUCAUUAAUGCCUCACAAAAUAGCAAAACUGUUUCCAAACCAACUUCCUAUUGUUGUGUCAACCGUUGUUGGUGCCCGGAGAAGAACUUCCCUUCCACACUCUCCAACUGCAGGUCUGCCUCUUGGAACACUUUCCCUAGCUUCCGAUCCUCAGAAAACAACACACCCUAUGUCCAGUAAAAUGCUUGCUGUUGUCCCUUCACAGUCGAUCGCCACCUCUACAGACCCACAAUCAGGACCUUUACCACACUCAAAAAUAACAAUUGUAAUUCCGAGACAGAUGUCAGCUUUGGAGUCAAAGAAACGCCAGUCACAGAGCACUGUUCCAACUGCCAAGCAGGACUCAGACAAAUCAUCUGCUCCUGUUACAGUGUCAUUGUCGCAUUUGUCACCUCCUUCAUCGCAGGAGUUGAGCAUUUCUAUGGAGACACAAAACGCUUCAGAUAAAGUGGGCGGUAAACUGGACGGAAUACUCAACUUAGAAUCUCCCAAACCAAUCAACGCUGGUUCUGAAACAAUAAAUGAAUGCACAGAAAUCUGUUAUAGUUUAAACAAGUCAGUAGGGCUAGUGUCAACCUUGCCGUUUACUGCGGAACCCAAAACCUUUGAGAAAAAGCUCACUGCCGUUGUCAGAUUAACCAGGCUCCCAUUUCCAGUAUCAACCAAAGAAACAGUUUUAGUGUCAAGACUGCUUACGGAUGGGUCUUCUAAAACUCAAAGCAUUUUCAAAAGAGAUACCACACAAAAGAAACCAUCAUCUGCGGUCAUAUCAACACAGUCACCCAAGGCACUUGUGUUAUCCACUGAUAUUUGUCCCAUUGUAAAAGAAACGUCCGUUCCUCUGUCUGCAAAUACCUCUGAUAUGUCAGAGAAGCCAAAUGAUGUACAAAAGAUGGCAUCAAUAUCCUCAAAUACCACCAUUUUAAAAGAGUCAUCCAACAGUUCAUAUGUGCCGCCCUCUACAACAUCCAUGGUGAGGAACAACUCAACUCCAGCUGGAUCUGUUGCAUCUGAACCUACUUUUAAUAUUGAUGAGGAAAUAUUCGAAGAUUGUGCGUUACCUACUGACCCAACUAUAGAUGAGAAACAAUCAUCUCCAGUUAUACGUCUUACCUCCAUCACCAUCAAGAAAAAACUUGAGCCUCAAUUAAAAAUGACUCAAGCCCAGUUUCUGGCACAGCUGAGAGUGUCACCUGUUACGCAAGAACCGAAACAGGCCUCCGCUGAUGACAAUGUAGAUCCCACCAGCUCCAGUGACAACAAAAGGCUACAAAGAAAAGGCAUUGUUGCCAAACUCCGAAGUCAUUUCAAACUUCACUUGCAAGCAAGAAGACCAACAACAAAUCCAGAACUUAACGAAGAAAUGGAGAUCCAAACUGUAAACGACAAGAAACCUAGAUUGAAGAAAGACAGUCUAAGAAACUCUGGGGCAGAAAAGACAACUAAUGAUUCCACUUCUAUUAGUCCCAGGAGAUCUGGACUAUGUAGAGCAGGUGUUGGACCCAAGAGGACUGGUAGGGAACCAAUUUAUGUCAGUUCUAGGAAGUUUAAGGCUACUAGAAAACCCACUCGUGUAAGUCCCAGGAGGUCUAGUCCAGGUAGAAAUUGUCCAGGCUCCAAAACGGAAAAAUUCACUUUGAGUUCUAGAAGGUCUAGCUCAAUUGAAAAAAGUGCCAACUCUAAAAUCACAAAGUCCUCUUUAUUGAGACCUAGGAGAUCUAGCUUAAUUCAAGAAAGUGCUAGCUCUAAAAUCACCAAAUCCACUUUAGUGAGUCCAAGAAGGUCUAGCUCAAACAAAGAAAGUCCUAGUUCUGAAAAGACAAAAUCCACUGGCAUGAGUCAUAGAAGGUCUAGCGCAAUAAAAAGUCCCAACUCUAAAUGUACUAGUCCUAUAAACCCCAAAUCAAGUUUAGUGAGUCCUAGAAGGUCUAGCUCAAUUAAAGAAAAACCUAGCUCUAAAAAGACAAAAUCCACUUCGGUGAGUCCUAGGAGGUCUAGCUCAAUUAAAGAAAAAGCUGGCUCUGAGAAGACAAAAUCCACUACAGUGAGUCCUCGGAGGUCUGGCUCAAUUAAAGAUAAAGCUAGCUCUGAGAAAGCAAAAUCCACUUCAGUGAGUCCUCGGAGGUCUGGCUCAAUUAAAGAGAAAGCUAGCUCUGAGAAAGCAAAAUCCACUUUGGUGAAUCUCAAAAGAUCUAGCUCAAUUAACGAAAGUCCCAAUUCUACAAUGGCUAGCCCUAUAAAGACUAAAUUCACUUUGGUGAGUCAUAGGAGGUCAAGCUCAUCCAUAGAAAGUGCUAAUUCAAAAAAGACAGUGUUGACUCCUGUAAGUCCUAGGUCAAGCUUAAUUCAAGAAAACGCUAGCUCUAAAAACACCAAACCCACUUCAGUGAGUCCUAGGAUGUCUAGGUCAAUCGAGGAAAGUGCUAAAACUACUUACGUGAUCCCUAUGAGGUGUGAAAUUCCUACUACCCCUAAAUUGCCUACCAAGGAAACAAAUUUGUUCUGCCGUAGGAAGUGUACCCUCACUAAAGAUGGUUCUAGCAGUCAACAGGACAAAAGGGAAGCUAAUUCUCUCAGUCCUAGCUAUAGCAUGACUAUAGAUGAUGCUAGUACCAAAAACAAGACAAGUGAUACUGGUUCCCCAAGUGUUGGGUGGCCUAAACUGGCGACAGAUGGUUUCAGUCCUGGUAGAACAGGGGAAUCCACUCCUCCUAAGAAACCCAGAUUAAUUCAAGAUGGUCCUGUUCCUCAAAAGAAUUUAAGAGUGGCAAAUGCUAAGAAGUUGGCUAAAGCAGCAAAAGCCAAAACAAUAGCAAAAAUGAAAAAUGCUAGUCAAUCGCAAUUGCAGAAUGUAGCUAAAACAAACCAGUUAGCAGAGAGCCGGGCUUCCUGCGAGACCGUGAAAAAAAUUAGAGUUACAGCUGUGUGGACUCCUCCUCUAAUGACAUCUGUCAUGAACACGCCUCCAAAAGGAAAGGAGAGAGAGCCAGGAUCCAAGAAUCAGACAAUAGUUUCCCCCCCAAGUGUUCCUCGCUUCUCCAUACCUGUCAGAGCAGCACCUUUUGUAUCACCGUUACAGCCUUUAUCAGUCAUUGGUAGGCGUCUGCUCAAGAACCAGUGUGGGGAGUGCGGACGUGUCCUCAGCAGCAUUGCAGCCCUGGAAAGCCACGUCAGUCUCCACAAAGGUCGCCGGCCCUUCUCAUGCACGCUCUGCGGGAAGAACUUCCCAGACUCCAAAUGUCUUAAACGGCACGGUCGGGUGCACCGCAAUGGGAGGAUACAUAUCUGUCAGAAGUGCGGGAAGGGCUUUGUAUAUAGUUUUGGCCUCACCAAACACCUCCAGAUGGUGCACACAAGGAUUAAACCUUUCAUCUGCCAGGUCUGCAACAAGGGUUUCCUCACAAAACGAGACGUGGAAGCCCACAUACGGAUACACACUGGAGAGAAACCCUUCCAUUGCGACCUCUGUGGAAGGACAUUUACAAGGAAGGUAGAACUCAAUGUGCAUUUAAGGUGGCAUAAUGGAGAGAAGAGGCAUUGGUGCCCAUACUGUGGGAAAGGAUUUUUAGACUUUAAUAACCUGAAAAGACACAAAUACAUCCACACAGGGGAGAGACCACAUGCCUGCCCUCACUGCCCCAAGCACUUCACGCAGUCAGGCCAUGUAAAAAAGCAUGUUAAAAAUGUACAUAAAAUCCAAUGAGAGAUGGACAUUCAAGAUGCCUCCUUGCUCCACUGAAAAUGUUAAUAACUUUUUAUAUUGACAAAUACAAAUCUGAAUGAUGUUAGAGAACUUGGUGUGAAAGGGAUCAGAUCAGUUUUAUUCUUUUAGUGCAAUGGGUUUGUAGGACUGUGUGUGUGUGUGUGUGUGUGUGUGUGUGUGUGUGUGUGUGGCAAGGAGGGGAUUGGCUAAGCGUAAGACGUGAAUGCACCACAUCGAAAGCGUUUGAAUUGUAAACACCGUACAGAUUAAACAAAUAAGAUAGGACAUGUUAAUUAAAGAACUUUAAGAUUAACGUUCUCAGGCUCCAGCUCCAUCUUUUAUGCACAGCUGUGUGAGUGGUAACUCUGCAAAUAAGCGCAUUUCCCAAAAUGUUAAACCUUUUUAUAGUUCAGAAGCCUUUUCUUUAGAGCACUAUGUGCUCUUCACAGGAUCGCGAAAAGAUGAGCAUGCAGGAUGUGUUCUGACAGUGUCUUCAACCUUGGUUGGUUUCUAAGACGACAUGCAUGUAAAAGUGGCAUUGUGCUUAUUUUAAUUCUGUUUCGGAUUGGUUAGAUCACCUGUGAACAAAUAUUAAAACAUGGUGUAUGUUUUGAAGGAUUAUGAAACAAAUAAGAUACAAUGAUGAAUGCAGUUUAUUUGAACAAGUUUUGUUGUGUACACAGCCCCAGUUGGUGUAGGUAUUGAAAUGUUAUUAAAAUUGCAAAAGUAAAUUAACAUUAACCUCAAGUAGCCUUUAUAAUGUACAUGAAUAUUCCAAAUCUAGACAUAGAAAACCUCAUGUAAAA